AUGGAAAAGUUGGAGCCGCAGCAGCAGUCCCGAAGCGGCACUGGGAAACCCGCGGCCAGACGAAGCUCUGCCAUCAUCUUUUCUCCCACACUCUCUCGCGACCCACGCAGCAUCCUCAUCUUCGACCGACCAGCUGCUAUCGCAGGAGCUUGUUGUUAUUUUGCUCCUCUGCAUAGUUUAUUCUCCUUGUAUAUCUUAUUCCCCCCUUUCACCUCCGCACACACCAUGACAGGUCGAGGAGGCGGCGGAGCCGCUCGCAAGACAUUGCUUGCGCCGAUUCAUUUCAUCUUCAAGCUUCUCCAGCAGCGAUCUACGGUUUCGAUCUGGCUUUACGAACAGCUUGCUUUCCGGAUAGAAGGGAAAAUUAGGGGAUUCGACGAGUUCAUGAACUUGGUCAUUGAUGAUGCGCAAGAGGUUAGAUUGGCAACAAAGACCGAGGAGGAAAAGCGGAGGCCGCUAGGUCAAAUAUUACUCAAGGGUGACAAUGUGUCACUGAUUCAGGCCGUCCAGUGA
Molecule: messenger RNA, 513 nt
Organism: Aspergillus tanneri
Lineage: Eukaryota; Fungi; Ascomycota; Eurotiomycetes; Eurotiales; Aspergillaceae
Gene: SME1
Product: small nuclear ribonucleoprotein E
Exons: 3
Coding region: 1-513 (170 amino acids)
Biological process (GO): mRNA splicing, via spliceosome; spliceosomal snRNP assembly
Cellular component (GO): U5 snRNP; precatalytic spliceosome; U4 snRNP
Molecular function (GO): RNA binding
Source: RefSeq, a predicted model, not a curated record